Hydractinia symbiolongicarpus is the source of this 1512-nucleotide messenger RNA. RefSeq lists its product as uncharacterized. The transcript has 3 exons. The coding region runs from base 1 to 1512 and encodes 503 amino acids. NCBI's taxonomy places the organism in Eukaryota, Metazoa, Cnidaria, Hydrozoa, Anthoathecata, Hydractiniidae. The record is from RefSeq and is a predicted model, not a curated record. Gene Ontology annotation, molecular function: nucleic acid binding. Gene Ontology annotation, biological process: DNA integration.
AUGGCGGAUCAAAUUACGAUCGAAGAGUUCUUACGAGAUUUACCUUCCCAAAUUCGUCUUGCAAGACGACAGCUGUUUUCAAGUGAUCUCAACGCAUGUGAGUAUUUGUACCGACGGACAGAUGAAUAUCUUACAACACUGCAGGUGAUAAGAAAUCGUUUCGAGGAAGGAAAUGUAAGAGGUACAAUCAAUGACAUUGUUAUCAAUUUAGAUCAAAUUGUUUUUGAGAUUCAAACCCUUAAAAACCAAUUCGACCUACAAGUAAGUAAUCAUGAUCCGACACCAGCAGUUGCUAGAAGUAGCUGCCCUAGUGAGAAUACAGGAGCUAAUGGGAGACCACGAAAAAUUGUGGGGAAAAAUGAGUUGGAACGUCUGUUUUCAAUCCAUCGUUCAUGGAGCAAAGUGGCUGAAAUCAUAGGUGUCUCUAGUAAAACUAUAUCAAGAAGAAGAGUUGAAUUUGGAAUGAGCAUUUCGGAAAGGUGUGGAGAACGCCAGUUUUACACCAAAAUUAGCCAGGACAAUCUCGAAAGGAAAUCAUAUGUGAUAGGAGCUUGUAGAUCUGGGAACAUCAACGUACAACGCGCACGAAUUAGAGAAGCUAUUGUUGCAGUUGAUCCGGUGAGUCGAGCAUUACGUAGAACCAUCAGCAUUGUACGAAGAGCAUAUCAUGUGAAAGCUCCUAAUUCGCUGUGGCAUGUUGACGGACAUCAUAAGCUCAUACGAUGGCGCUUCGUAAUUCACGGUGGAAUGGACGGUUAUAGCAGAAUGAUAACAUACCUUAAAUGUAGCACUAACAACCGAGCAGACACUGUGUUUAAAUUGUUCGAGGAAGCUAUUCGAAAACAUGGAUUACCAUCACGCAUACGUGCUGAUUUUGGCACAGAGAAUGUUGAAAUUGCACGUUUCAUGUUAAGCUGUCCAGAGAGGGGACUAAAUCGUGGAAGUAUGAUAUGUGGAUUGUCUGUUCACAAUCAAAGGAUUGAGCGACUAUGGGGUGAGGUUAAACGCAAUAUCGUUCGCCACUUUCAAAAUAUUUUUUACUUUCUGGAAAGACAAGGAUUUCUUGAUCCUUUGAAUGAAGUACAUCUUUUUUCGUUACACUACGUAUAUACAGACCGUAUAAACGAAGCUUUGAAUGAGUUGGUCAGGGAUUGGGCUUUCCACCCAAUGUCAAGUGCACACAAUAAAUCGCCUCGUCAAUUAUGGCACGAAGGUAUGACAAGAGUGAUCGAAAAUGAUCCAUUGUCUCUAGAAGCCGCCCAAGUGCAAAGUUGGCAUGACUAUGGCAUAGACGAAACUGCCCCUCUGCCAGAGAUAAAUUCCGACAACGAUGUGGAAAUUCCAGAGACACUGUCUCUUUUAUGUCAUCACCAUUCAGUGAUUUUAGGAACUCUGGUCAAUUCAUUACACGAUGACGCAAAUGAAGGUAUCGACAACUAUCUACAAACUGUCGAAUAUGCACAAGGACAUGCCAAUGAUAGUUGCUGCAUAGGCAUAGGCGAGGGCAACUGA